AUGAACCAGGCGAUCGUUAGGUCGUUUAGAAGCCAUCAUCAAUUGCCCGCUGGUGUAAUAAUAUCUCCGACGUCGAACCAAGUAAGCAGGGAAGGUAGAGUUCCUUAUUCAACAGGUUUUGUUAAUUUGAGGAAGGGGAAGAAGGCUUUUUGUACCAACCCAGACAGUAAGCACGACAUGGACAAAGCUCAGGAGCCCAAGGACAAGAAAGGGGACGCGAUGUCGCAUUCGUUUGGAGAAGGGUAUGCGACGAGGAGCGACGAGGAGGGGUUUGGCGGGAUCUAUGGAGGGAACAACGACGACGACAAUGUCAAGCUGGAGAAGAAGAUCCAUGAAGAUCACCCUGAUUAUGACAGGAGCCAGGGGAGUGAAGUGAAAGAGAAGGAGAAGGCGCGUAACCAAGCCACUGCCAACCAUUGAGACCAGUUCAAAGACGGUGCGUGCAGAAGUUCUAUUUCAAUAAGAAGGGGACGCACGAGACCAAGUGGCCGUUGCGCCUCUGUAAUAAGUCUAUAGGCUCUAGCUUAGCUACUACGUACCCUUUCAAUUUCAUGUUCACUUUCGGGGUGUUCUUUCU
Molecule: messenger RNA, 577 nt
Organism: Linum tenue
Lineage: Eukaryota; Viridiplantae; Streptophyta; Magnoliopsida; Malpighiales; Linaceae
Source: the annotation of a GenBank genome assembly